GCAGUGUCUUGCCUAGCUUUAGUCAGCCAAAUAUCUGACAGCUGCCAUUCUGUCAGAUACCAAGCGGGUGUUGAGGAUGGCGUUUGCGCAGUGAAACACCGGAAAAAAUAACUUUUACGUCUGCUUGAAUAUUGAUUGAAACGAAUUUCAAAAUGUAGAUUGCUUGUUCAGAGAACACUUCUUGAAUGUAUCCAAUAUUAAUUUAAAAUAUGACUAGCUGUACAAACCGUUGGCAAAUUAUUAAAAAUCUUAUCAUAAUUUUUAUUUGAUUGGUUCUUGUGAUUGAAAAAGCUUCAGCGUUUCUCGCAGUGCAGCAAUGGGUCGAUGACAACAGUAGCAGCGUGACAGCAGAAAGUGCAAAGUGGAGCGCGUUUGAGUUUCCAUUCAGCAUUGGCUAAAUCUAAACAAAAAUGGGCGCUUCGGCCUCGUCUAAGAAAUCGUCUAGUCUAAGCUAUCCCGGCCAUGAUGAUCCGGCAUACCGCAAAUGCCAGGAAUUGAAGAUGGAACGCUGGAUACAGAUGCACUAUCAAAUCAAGCAACGGGAACAGGCCCUGGCCAUUGCCCAGCAUCGAGAACUCUUCUACUGGAUGAGCGGCUUCUACCUGACCGCUCUGUAUGGCUGUGCCAGCUACUACCAGCGGGUGAAGCGUGCCACAGUUUUGGCACCGCUGCUGCCACUCACAUUUGUCAUGGGAUACUAUACGGACUGGGCCUAUGGCAGCAAACUGCAUCGCAUUCAGGCCGAAGCGAAUAUGAUAAUGGAGCACGAGGAGGAUCUGUUGCAUUGGCCAGGUGGACUACCCACCGUUGCUGGCAUUGAUGAGGCUCGCGUCGAAGUUGAAAUGGAAAAGAAAAUGCAUCCGCAUCACAUGUAGAUAUCGCUACUAAAUGCUCAUAGUUAUUGCUCAUUCAAAACAUAAUUCACCAUACAUCGAUAAUGCAGAAAUAUAUACGAUAAGUUUGCAUUCAGUAGCAUUCAUAAUUUUGAGCAAUAAUUAUUAAUCCAUACACUUAGACUUUUGCUACUGUUGCAGACUGCCAUCAUAAGAUUCAUAAGUACUUUUUACACUAACUAAAUAUACAUGCAGAAAACUGCUAGUGCUUAUUUAUUUAUGCAGAUCGAACGCUUGUGCUGUUCACAUACAUACAUAUAUUGCCACUUAUGUAUAACCGAUCAAGCUAAACAAAAAGUUGUUUAAACAUUUUUAAAACACAUAUAGCUUUCUUUGUAAAUGACUCUUGGACUCUUUCAAACUCUUAUGCGUCUGUGUGUUUCAAUUCCACAAAAAAUUUGUCAAGACAAUACUCCUUAUAUUAUACGUAUAGGUUUUUAUUGAAAUAUAUAUGUACUUAUAAAUGUAUGUAUGUAUAGAAACCGAGAAACUGUAGCCUAGGGCAUCUAAUAAAUAAAUUGCUCCCCAGUUUCAAUAAUGGUUCCAAUUCUA
Drosophila grimshawi is the source of this 1445-nucleotide messenger RNA. Its product is annotated as plasminogen receptor (KT). Bases 411 to 875 code for a protein of 154 amino acids. The record is from RefSeq and is a predicted model, not a curated record. The transcript has 3 exons. Gene Ontology annotation, biological process: positive regulation of plasminogen activation. Gene Ontology annotation, cellular component: plasma membrane. Lineage: Eukaryota; Metazoa; Arthropoda; Insecta; Diptera; Drosophilidae.